CGACAAUCAGCUGAUUUGGUCACAUGACCUUCGCUAACAUGCAGCUAGCCUCCUAGCACAACAGCAGAGAUAGCAGGAGUGUAAAUAGUCCUCCGUUUUGGGGCAAAACGACACAAAGAAAUGAGUGAACAAAGCUCGAGUCUCCCCCUGGGCUUCAUGGCAGUGACGGAGCGUGUCCACUUGUGACGGCUGAGCGGAUUGGAGGAGGGUCUCAGUGACAGUGGUCAUGCAUCCCUUCGGCUGCGAGGCGGAGACCUCCCUGCAGGAGCUGUUUGAGUAUUUUAAGAGAUGCCUGCAGCACGGGGAGUGGGAGCUGGCCAACGCCUGCGUCCCUCAGCUGGUCAACUCCACGGGGGGGCUCUCAGAGAAACUGCGAGACAUAAUCAAAGCCAUCGUCAGCCACCCGUACAACUUAAAAUGGGAGUCUGUGGGCAGUCCGCACAAACUGGCUUGGUUUUGGCUUCAGGUGUUGGAGAAAUGGACAGACGAGCAGGUUCCUCCGGACGUCAGGAGAGAGCUGGAGUUCCUGCUGCUCCUGGAGGAACUCGGCUCAGAAAACAUACCAGAGACUGUCCUCAAGGAGUUGCACCGGGCCUUUCUGAACUCGCAGUCGGAGCAAAAACCUCCAGAGGGUCAAAGGUCAACAGACGCCGCGGUCGAGUCCUGCCUGCGGACGUUACUGGAGAAGAAGAAGCCCAGACUUGCCCAGACCUUAGCACAUUUCUUACAGUGUUCCUCAGAGGAGCGUCCGCUGCAGCUCACCUUCAUCCAACACCUGCUGCAGCAGCUGAGGAAACCGGAGUCUCGGCCUGAGAAGGUGGAGCAGUUUGUGGAGGAAAUGUACUCCGUGUUGUCCGUGAUGCCGUGGAGCUCCAGGAAGACGGGCGGGGGUCAGCUGGAGGCCCUGUGUGAGGCCCUGUGGGGGGCCAGAGACGGGCCCCUGAAGGAGGAGAGGGUCCUGGGCUCACUGCUCCGCCCUCAGGGGGACGACCUCGUCUCCGUGUACUGCUCCGUCGCCCUGAGGCUCCAGAGGGACCACCUGCUGAGGAGCGCCCCUCUAACUCAAGUGGAGCUUCCUGAAGCGGAGAAGCUGGCCCUCAGUUUGUGUUGCCACAAGGAUCGCCCGUCCAUCUGGAAGACCAUUUACUUUGAGUGCCUGAGCAGUGGGAAGCACUUCCUGGAGCAGGUCUUGAUCACGGCUCUGGACCUGAUCAAACACGAGGAGUUUUCUGCGCUGAGAGAUUUACUUCAGCUGGAGUUUCAGCCUCUCUCUCGCCUGCUGUUGCUCCUGGGAUGGACGCAGUGUCGCAGCCUGAGCGCCGCCCAAACGCUGCUCAGCGUCCUGCACCGAGAGCAGGCUGCAGCCAAUGACUCCGUUCUGCAGGAGUUUUCCAACCUGUUGUCCUCUCAGCUUGGAGUCCUUGAAUGGUGUAAAAACAACAAUCCAGGGAUUUCUAUGGAGGCGUUGCUGGCUCAGCUUCAUACUCUGGACCAUCACUCCGCUCUCUAUAUCCUGCACUCUCUCACUCCUCUUCCUCAGUUUGAGGAGCGCAGGAUACUGGAUCUGCUGCAGCCGCUGCCAAACUCACCUGCACCAGAAGACCCUGAGGCCGUCAGUGAUCUGAGUUCUGGUGUGCAGAGGAACAUCGUUUUGUUCCAGGGGUUUUGUGCCAUGAAGUAUGCCGUCUACGCUGUGUGUGUGAACGCUCAUAAACACUCUCACUGUGCCGAGUGUGAGUCCCUGCAGCAGCAGACGUCUGGCACAGAAACAGAAGACAAGCAAACCCCUGCUUCCUCAGACGGUCUUCCUCUUCUGUUCCAGCACUUCCUGUCUGAAUGUCAGCUCCACCUGCAGGCCGUUCCCUCCAUCUUCCGCCUGGAGCUCCUGGAGAACAUCUUCUCUCUUCUCUUCCUCUCCACCGCCGACUUCUCCCCACACAUCCACAAAGACUCGAACUCAAGCCCUCACAAGGGGAAUGCAUCUCAGUCUGAAUGCUUAUCAGAAACCAGGAACACAGAUGAAGAACUGGGAGCUAAAGAGAGGACGGAGGAGACGGAGAACAAUAAAAAGAAGCAGAAGCUGCCUAAAUGUAAUCACCUGGAGCUGGGACACUUCAUCCAGGGCUGCAGGGGGUUCCUGGCUGACGUGACGGCCAUGACGGGCUUUUUGAAGCUGCUGAAGGAAGGGUUGGAGGGCAUGAGUGUGGAGGAGCUUCAGGAGGGGAAGGAGGCCACGGAGGGUCUCGGAUGCUCCAUAACGGCGGAGACUUUUGCGGCUCGUCUGCAGAGAUUAUCCAAACGCACCGCCGAGGCUCAGUGGAGGCUGCAGAUCAUCAGCAGCAACCAGAGCAGCGGGAGCGGUUCAGACGUUCCUCUCCAGGUUUCAGCGCUCAGCUCUCCCGUCUCGUCUCUGAGUCGCAGCAAGAGCUUGAGUCUGAGGAGGAGGAAGAGAGCGGGGAGACAAAACUCUGUGGAGAAACACAACGGAGAAGUGAGCCCCAGCGCUUCAGAGGGUGGAGGGGGGAGUGUGGAGGUGGAGGUUUGUCCGUGUGGAGGUCCUCACAGCUGGCUGGUCCCCGCCAUGCUGUCGCCCCCAGAGUCUCUCCUCAUGUCCUGCAUCCGCAGAGGGAACUUCAUGGAGGCUCAUCAGGUGUCUCUGGUGUUUGAUCUGGGGGCGUCUGCCUGCAGCGCGGAGCUGGUGUUCAUGGAGCGCUACAAAGAGGUGCUGGUGGAGCUGGGCCGGGUGGAGCAGAAGAUGGAGAGCCGCUCCAUGUCUUCAUCCUCCUCUUCCUCAGAGGGUCUGGGGUCAGCUGGAGGGAGGAUUCGGCUGGGCAGCAGCGGGAGAUCCACCCUGCAGGCCAUCGGGAGUGCUGCGGCUGCAGGUGUAGCCUUCUACUCCAUCUCGGACAUCGCAGAUCGCCUCCUCAGCACCCCGGCUCACCCCAUGCCCUCCCUGGAGGAAGGGUACUGGCUCAGCUUCUCCUCCUCUUCCUCCUCUGACUCCUCCAUCCUCCUCCACUCCCUCCUGGAGGAGCUCAGCCCCCCCGCUAUGGCUGCCUUCGACCUGGCCUGCUGCCACUGCCAGCUGUGGAAGACGUCCCGGCAGCUGCUGGACACGGCGGAGAGAAGACUCAGCAGCAGCCUGGAGGCUAGAGGAGUGAGAUCGGACACUAAGGCGCCCCACUCUGAGGGGAUCCGAGGAUUUCCCACGGUGCUUCAUCAGAUCAACAAGAUCCUCAAUCAUCCCGCCACCAACAAGAGCUCUGGCAAAUCAGAUGUUGGUGAGGACCCGGUGUUCUCCGGCCCGUUUGGAUGCAGCACGCAGGAAGUUCUGCUGAGUUGUUACCCGGCGCUGAGCGAGGAAUGCAUCGCUGCUCGACUCGCUCUGACGCAGCGCUUAGAGACGACGCUGAACAUCCUGAGCACGGCUACAGAGGGCACAGAGGGCAUUGUGGGUAGCGCUCUCCUGGCUCAGCUGGUAGAGCAGGCGGGUCUGAAGCAGGCGGAGCUGGAUAAUCACCCUGUUCGCUGCAGCAUGAAGCAGCUUCUCCGCUCUCUGGACCAGCUCUGCCCCUUCGAGCCCGACGGAGAUCCUGCCAGACCCGACUACGUAAGAAGUUUCCUCGACUACGUCAACACGCUGGCGUCUGUGCUGGUGCGCAGCCUCGGAUCAGAAGAUCAGAGCAGUGAAGUGAAGCUGGGGAAUCCUCUGCUGGUGUUGCUUCAGACCCCAUUCCAGCUUUUCUCCCACCUGCUGUUUGACAGACAGGUGUCUCCGGACAGAGUUCUGUCCUUGCUGCAGCAGGAGCGUCUGCGUCUGAGCGUCCAGCAGGUGAUCGUGCAGAGAUGCUGUGAGGCUCUUCCUGUGUGGGUCUCCAGCUCCGGGGAUGUCUCCAGUCCCCAAAACAAAGAUGGUGGAGUGUUUGGAGUUGCUAAUUUAUCCAUCCUGCUCCAGCAGCACACUCAGGAGCACAUGUCCACUCUGGGAAUCACAGAAACUCAGUCUGACGCCAGCUCUGAGUCUGAUGCCUCAGUGGAAGAGCCUUCCUCUGCACCCACUAACCUCUCCACCUCACCUCCUUCUUCUUCCUCCUCCUCCUCUUCCUCCUCCACCUCAAGCUCUUUCCUCCUCACACCAUCGGCCCUGUCUUUCCUAAAGUCCCGCUCCCCAUUACUGGCGACCUUGGCGUGUCUGAGCGCCGGUAAAGGAGAAACGGCUCGAUCACAACCCUCCGGAUGGUCGGGUUAUUUCCGCAGCAACCGGAAAGAAGUCGUGCUCGAUGGAGAGCAGAUUUCCCGGGAAGCAGACGCCCUCCUGAAGGAGUUCCCAAUCCUCCAGGCGUACCUCCACACCAUGGCUGAACCCCUGCUGGGCUCCCUGGGUAAUGAAGGUGAGGACAGUGCAGGACUGGGGGCGCUUCUCUGUGGGAAACCCCUGGUCAGUCUGCUGCUGUCGGGGCCUCAGGAGGAAGUUUCCCAGGCUCUGGCAGCGGAAGCUUUCCAGAAAUCUCUCUCCUCCAGAGACCUGAGCCGAGCUCUCAGCCUGCUGGAGCUGUACGGGCAGCGCUGCAGCCAGCAGGGGGCGCUGAGGGACCGCCUGCUCGCCUGCGCCGCCUUAGAGGAUGGAGAUGCAGGGAUAGGUCAGCUGUUCCGGGUGCAGGAUGCAGAUCUGAGAGCUCGAGUCGCCCUGCAGGCUCUUCAUCGCUGGCCUCUGUCCGCCUGCCUCGAGCUGCUCGACUUCUGCCUCAACGACCCCGUCACCGAGGCCUCGCUGAGGAAAGACCUGGAGCUCAAGAAGAAACAACUGGACAUCUAUAAAUGGAUGUUGAAUUUGAAGCCUCCUCUGCCGUGGGCGACCUGGCAGGAGCUGAAGGCCGAGUCCAAAACAAACUCUGAGACCAUUUUAUCUAAGAUGAUGGAGGCUAAAGAGUUUGCUCUGUGUGCUCAGUGGGUCGAUCUCUAUCCUGUUUCUGAUCAGCUGAAACUGAAGCUUCAGACGGAGCAUUUACUUCACCUGCUGGAGAAGGGACAGACGGAUGAAGCUUUCCAGUUACUGGAGGGCCUCUCGGACUCUGCGUUGGGUCUGGAUGUGUGUGAGCGAGCUCUGGACCUCCGCCCCGGUCUGCCUGCAUGUCACUUCCUGGCCGACUUCCUCACUCUGCACUUCCAGAGGCAGGUGUCUCCGGCGCGAAGACGCCACAUCCACGCCCUGCACCUGGGCUCCAAGGUGUUGCUGACGCUGCCCUCCUCCGCCCGGCAGGAUUACUUCCCGCUGCUGUCGGAGCCGCUGCUGAUGCUGGAGCAGCUGCUGAUGAACCUGAAGGUGGACUGGGCGGAGGUGGCGGUGCGAACGCUGCGCAGCCUCGUGAUUGGUCAGGAGGCCGGCUUCAGCUCAGAGGACAUCGAUAAACUUCUGGCAGAAUACGGCGGCAAGGCGCUCGACUUCUCCUGCGCUCCCAGAGAGAGGAGCCGCUCAGACUCAGUGAUCAGCCUGCAGGACUCUCUGAUGCAGUGUCCGGCUCAGGACAGCAGCUCCCUCUCCUCCAGCAGGAUCGAAUCCCCAACACCUUCUACAGCCAGCACCCCCACACACACGCUCUCCUCUAGCAGCAGCGACAGGGAGAAGGACCGGAGCUCCGCGGGGAGGAAACAUCGAUCCUCUGCAAAGUUCCAGCCUCCAGAACAUCCCCCGGCCCGGAAAGACUGGGUCCCCGACACCAAGCAGCUCAUGUGCAUGGUCUGCCAGAGGGAGAGGUUCACCAUGUUCAACAGACGGCAUCACUGUCGCCGGUGCGGCCGUCUGGUUUGUCACGCCUGCUCGGAGCACAAGAUGCUGGUGGCAGGAUGUCCGAGAGAAGAGGAGGUCCGGGUCUGUGACCAGUGCUACGCCUACUUCCACACAGAUUCUGACGAUGAGAUGGAACCAGCUGAAGACACAGGAAGUCCCGUGGUGACAGAGGAAACUUUAGAUGGGAUGCUGCAUCUUCCCGAAGUGAUCCAACGACAGAUCCACCUGAGCACGAACCCUGCCGAGAACCAGCUGCUGCGGAGCGAGUUCUACUACGAACAGGCUCCCAGUGCGUUCCUGUGCGUGGCGCUGCUGUCUCUGCACAGCGAUCAGACGGCCUGCGGGCAUCAGCUGAUCAGCCACUGCCGCUCUCUGUCUCGGAAACUGACAAACCCUGAGGUGGACGCCUGCCUGCUCACUGACAUCAUGAAGCAGCUGCUCUUCAGCGCAAAACUCAUGUUCGUCAAGGUGGGCCGCAGCCAGGACCUCGCACUGUGCGACAGCUACAUCAGCAAAGUAGACGUGCUGAAGAUUCUGGUGACGGCGAACUACAAAGACAUUCCUUCUCUGGACGACAUCGUGGAGACUUCUGCCAUCACUCGCCUCCGCCACCAGCUGCUGGAGGCCGAGCACUACCAGCUGGCCGUGGAGGUGUCUACAAAGAGUGGUCUGGAGACAGGGGGUGUGUGGCAGGCGUGGGGGAUGGCCUGUCUGAAGGCAGGAAACCUCUCUGGAGCCAGGGAGAAGUUUUCCCGCUUCCUGAAGGCCCCUCUGGACAGGAACCAGCUGAACUUGGGGCCCUUACUGCUGCAGGAGGUGGUGCAGCACCUGGAGAACACCGUGCAGCUCAAUCUGAACUCGUCUCCAGGUGAGGACAUCCUGGCGUCCCUCAGGGAUCUGGAGGAGGCUCUGAGUGAGUGUUCGGGUCCUUCUGAUCGCAGCGAGGCUCCUCUGCAGGGCGUCCGGCAGCAGGAGUGUCUCUUCUACCUGAACACCUUCGGGACACACCUGGCGCUCGUCAGCUUCUACAUGAGACACGACUGCAUGACGGAGGCGCUCACCUACCUGCUCAACAAGGAGUGCCCGGAUGAGGUGUUUCUGGAGGGUGUGUUGCAGCCCAGUCUGGAGAAAGGGCGGCUCGGCUCUCUGCAGAGCAUCAUGGAGAAACUGGACCCGGGUCUGGAGACCUGCAGCCGGUACCUCAUCGCCUCCUGCCAGUUCCUGCAGAGGAGAGGAUACUUCAACACCCUCUACCAGCUGCAGCAGUUCAUGACGGAUCACGUGCGAGCAGCCAUGACUUGUAUCAGAUUCUUCACUCAUGGAGCCACUUCCUACCUGCAGCUGGGAGAAAACCAGAGCUGGCUGGUCCGGGCCAAAGAGCACCUGAGGACGUUCCUGCAGGAGCAGCAGGGCCGAGGGGGCGGGAAGAGGAGGUCGCAGGUCAACUCCUUCAGGAAGAUGAUGUCCUCCAGUGACGUCUCCAGGCAUAUGAACACCAUCGAGCUGCAGCUGGAGGUGACUCGCUUCCUGCACCGCUGUGAGAGCGCCGUCUCUCCGAAGUCUCCUCAGACGGCAAAAUGUUCCCCCAAAUCCCCCGGAGCCAGCGCCCCCCCCACCCUGUUCGGAGGAAGCCCCGUGAAGGUGGAGGUCGCCUGCAAGGUGAUGCUCGGAGGGAAAAACAUUGAGGAGGGUUUUGGUAUCGCUUAUAGAGUCGUACAGGACUUCCAGCUGGAGGCCCAGACGCUGUAUGUUCGUGCCGGGCAGAGACUCGUCCGGCAGCGGCAGUACGGCGCCGUGCGGCAGCUCCUGAAAUGUGUCGGGGAGUCGGGAACCGCCACCAAGAACGACUGCGACGCCCUGAUCCUCAGCUGCGUCUCCAUCGCAGAUAAGAGCCCGGCAGAUGCCAAGGAUCUGGAAAGCCUCAUUCUGGAGGCCAAGAGCACAGAAAGCAAGAUCAAAGCCUACCUGCUGUGCGGCAAGCUGCGCCCGGCGUACCUGCUGGCGGUGAAGCUGGAGGCGGGUCGCGCCGGUCCUCUGGUGCAGGACGUCCUGCAGGCAGCAGAGGGAGUGCAGGACUCUGUGAUGCAGAACAUCUGCAGCCAGUGGCUCUCUGAGCACCACAGCAAGUCUGCUCAGCAGCGCCAGGCCCGACCCAGCCCCAGGUAGAGCACGAUUCACAAGGGAUCUCACAGAACAGCACUUAAAAACUGAAGAGAGGAUCCAGGGUAAAACGGUUAUAGAAACACGCUUUCAGAUAGAAACGACUGCAGGUUUUAUGUAACAGUAGAGCAGCUGUUGCACAUGUUACUUUUUGGUACUGUAAUCAUUUAUAUAUAGCACAUUUAAGGCCAUUCAAGUCAACGAUGUGAACUGAUGACCUAAACUAGAUUUGGUGUCGAGCUCAAAUUUGACUUGAACCUGCAAAAGUUUAAAGGGACAGUUCACACCAAAAUAAGAAAUGCACAAUCCUUUCUCUUGCCUGAAGUGCUUUAUAUUAAUCUAAAUUUCAUGUAGGAACUAUUUUAUUUCAACACCUGAAAACCAUAUCACCACAUGCGUGAAAACAUGGAUUGUUUUUGUAACCGGGUCAUGAUUUCUUGACAUCACUCUGGAGGUUUCCAAUUAGUUUUUUAGGGUAUUCAAGGUACUUGGGUAUCCGACGUAGAGAUUUCAAUAUAAUAGAACUAGAUGGCAUUUUUAACAAUAGAAAAAUACAUUUGAGAAAGACAACAUCGAUGUAUUUUUCUAAGAUGUUCCACCAAAACUAUCUACAUUGAUAAAAAGCACCACAGGUUUUUAUUUGAAAGGUGUACUGUCCCUUUUAAAUUGUGGAUCACUGUGAAACUAGGCGUGGUCUCAGGUGAAACACAAUCUGAUUUCCAGCCUGGAGUUGAGUUUGUCUUUGAGUAGAAACAUCUAGAAAACCCUGAUGAUCACUUCCUCUGUGCAGCCCUGAAACUGUCCAAUCACCACCGUGCUUUACUUGCUUGUAUCUCUCAUCUUCACUCUGUUUGAGAGGGAACAAGGUUACGACAACUAACAGAUUCUUACACAUGAACAUAUCUACGACUCAGUAUUGGGCGAAGAUUCAUCUCCUACCUCAGCAAAAAGGGAAAAUAUCUUUAACUGACUGGAAGGCCUCUGACGAAAUGUGUUUUCUGACUUUUGUUUUUGUUUAAUUUGUAUGUCUUUAUCGUUUCUAUGUGUGUGAAUUUACUCCGCAAUGAGAUGUCGUCCGCCAAGAACGGUACACGAAACUGAACAAAUGUUGUACUGUGUUUUUGUUAAUCCCCAUGAAGAUGUUUACUGUUUUACCUGAUGUUAUAUUGCACAUUUAAUGGCCAGCUUUCAGCGAUUAUUCCCUUUUGGUAAGGGGAAUUCAUAUUUAAAAAAAAUAAAAAUAAGUAUGUUUGAGAUGUUGUUAAUCAAUUACAAGGCUUGAAUAUAGAAAGGGACCCACUUCAAGAUCAUGUUGUCAAUCAAAUUGAUUUCUCAUUAUAUGGUUUUGAUUUCUCAUCUUGUGUGAACCUGUUUUGGUAAGAGUGUGCCUAAUUUUAAAUCAUGCUUUACACUUUGUUAUAAUGCCUAAACUCUAUAAAUCCACAAUGAUUAACUUACAUAGUCAAUGAGGUUUUUAAAAAAAAAAAAGGGAUUCAACUUUUGCCAUAUGGUUUAUUUUGCUGUUUGAUGUUGUGUUCUCACCCUGGCAGUGCAAAAGGUAACCGUGUUUUGAUCUUAUUUACACAACAAUCACCAUGUUGCAGAAACUGCCUUUUCAUGGAUGCAAGAUUCAUUUCUGAUGAUAUAAUCAAGGUCUUCUUUAUUUUGAUGAAGAUAAUGUGUCGCUUCCCUCUGCUGCACUAGACUGACGGAUGUUCCUGUGACAGUAAAUGUUGUAGUCUCGUUGCCAGCCUAGUGAACCCGGACAUUUUGAGUACCCCAAAGUUUUAUGUUAGAAAUGUAUAGUACGGGUCCAGUGCAAGCAUGCCAACUUGAAAAUGUCACAAUAAGCAUAAGUUCCAUAAAUAGUAUAUGCAGACGAUAGCAAAAAAAUGGCUUGCCGAUUUGGACAGUUUUUGUGUGGUUGCUGAAGUUAUUGAGGAUGUUGAAUCUAUCAAAAAUUGUAGUUUUGAGUCCCGGAAAACUUUAAAUCGACUCAAAAUCAGCCCAACAGGAGUACACUUUCUGGUUAAAAUUUCAAAAAUAAAUUCCAACUUCCUCAAUAGCCUACUCUCCAAAACUAUGUGUCCAAAUCGGCAAAGCCAUCCUAUAGCUAUUGUCUGCAUAUGCUAAUUAACGCAAUUUAUACGAAUUGCCCAACAUAUGCAAGUUAGUAUCCGGCAGUUUCUAUGUGCUGGGGACACCUACUGUACAUUUAUAACAUAAAACAUUGGGGUACUCAACAUUUCGGGGGUUCAUAAUAGGAUGAGCUGACAGACUAUCAAACGGAAAGAGAUUAAUGAAGACGUUCUUGCACUCUAAUCCUCCUGACUGUUGUUUGAUCACUGCCGCACUUUAAACUUAGUAAAUACACUUCUUUUGGUAAAAAAAUAAAUACAUCUAAUUCAGUUACUGCUUUGACGAUGCAGGUACAAAUGAUUUUGAAAUGUAAUUGAUUUCUUCAUCCCCUGUAAAAUAACAUGUUGUGAAGAUGAUAAUAAACAUUUACAAAAAUGUGGAA
This is a messenger RNA of Trematomus bernacchii (emerald rockcod), 10469 nucleotides long. RefSeq names its product zinc finger, FYVE domain containing 26 (gene zfyve26). Bases 227 to 7954 code for a protein of 2575 amino acids. The transcript is spliced from 44 exons. The record is from RefSeq and is a predicted model, not a curated record. NCBI's taxonomy places the organism in Eukaryota, Metazoa, Chordata, Actinopteri, Perciformes, Nototheniidae. Gene Ontology annotation, cellular component: centrosome; midbody; lysosomal membrane. Gene Ontology annotation, molecular function: metal ion binding; phosphatidylinositol-3-phosphate binding. Gene Ontology annotation, biological process: double-strand break repair via homologous recombination; regulation of cytokinesis; mitotic cytokinesis.